Messenger RNA from Mirounga angustirostris (Northern elephant seal), 2935 nucleotides. Its product is annotated as C-C chemokine receptor type 1-like. Bases 458 to 1525 code for a protein of 355 amino acids. Gene Ontology annotation, molecular function: chemokine (C-C motif) ligand 5 binding; C-C chemokine receptor activity; chemokine (C-C motif) ligand 7 binding. The transcript is spliced from 2 exons. Gene Ontology annotation, cellular component: membrane; external side of plasma membrane. The record is from RefSeq and is a predicted model, not a curated record. Gene Ontology annotation, biological process: G protein-coupled receptor signaling pathway; positive regulation of monocyte chemotaxis; positive regulation of cytosolic calcium ion concentration. Lineage: Eukaryota; Metazoa; Chordata; Mammalia; Carnivora; Phocidae.
GAAAAUGGGAGGCUGGGGAGGUCCUAUGAAGGCAAGCUCUCUAGUGGUUGUUUUUUGUUUUUCUUUGUUUCAAGGGAACCCUGGUUAAAAAUAUCUAAGAGCAUUUCUCAGCAGAACUCCAGCUACCACCUGGUUGCUUCACGAUACCUCAUGGCUCGAGGCUGUCCCGAGCUCUUCCCCUUCCCCCCCAUCCCUUCUUCUUCCCAUCAGGUCACCCCACUCCUCCCAGACUGUACUGUCCUCUGAAUCCUCCUCAUGGCCCUCACGGGAGGCCUACUGAGUGACCUGUAGAUCCACGUGUAUGGCGUGAGCCAAGCUGACCCACUCUGGUGCCCUCAGGGUCCUCAUCUACUAAGGGAUGGGGCUAGCCUUCUAGAAUUUCACUAUGACAGCCCUAUGGAUCUUUGGGCCCACUGCCUUUCCCAGCAAAGUACACAGAAACCAUCUUCCUUGACUCAUGCAAGAAACCAGGAUGGCAACCUCAGCCCCCACAAAGGACUAUGACAUGACAACAGAAUAUGACUAUGAGGGCAUAACCCCAUGCCAGAAGGAAGAGGUGAGGGCCUUUGGAGCUCAGCUGCUGCCCCCCUUGUACUCCCUGGUGUUCAUCACUGGCCUGGUGGGCAACAUCCUGGUGCUCCUGGUCCUCAUGCAGUACAAGAGGCUCAAGAGCAUGACCAGCAUCUACCUCCUCAAUCUGGCCAUUUCAGACCUGCUCUUCCUCUUCACGCUGCCCUUCUGGAUUGACUACAAGCUAAAGGAUGACUGGAUUUUCAGUGAUGGCACCUGUAAGUUGCUCUCGGGGCUUUAUUACACAGGCUUGUAUAGCGAGAUCUUUUUCAUCAUCCUGCUGACCUUCGACAGGUACCUGGCCAUCGUCCAUGCUGUGUUUGCCCUGCGGGUUCGGACUGUCAUCUUUGGGAUCAUCACCAGCAUUGGCGCCUGGGGCCUGGCCAUCUUGGCCUCCAUCCCAGGCUUCUACUUUUCCAAGAUCCAGCAGGAGUUCUCCCAUAGCACCUGCAGCCUCCACUUCCCUCACAGAAGCCUCAAAGCCUGGAAACAGUUCCAGGCUCUGAAACUGAACAUGUUGGGGCUGGUUCUGCCUCUGUUGGUCAUGAUCAUCUGCUACACAGAGAUCAUACAGAUUCUGCUCAAACGACCCAACGAGAAGAAAGCCAAAGCCGUCCGUCUGAUCUUUGUCAUCAUGAUCGUCUUCUUUCUCUUCUGGACCCCUUACAACCUGGCAGUGCUGGUCUCUGCUUUCCAAGACAGCCUCUUCACCGAUGAGUGCAGACAGAGCAAACAGCUGGACCUGGCCAUGCAGGUGACGGAGGUGAUCGCUUACACGCACUGCUGCGUCAACCCCAUCAUCUACGCCUUCGUCGGGGAGAGGUUCCGCAGGUACCUGAGCCAGCUGUUCAGCCGGCUGCUGAACAGGCUCCCCUUCCUCUCCACCGACAGGCUCGAGAGGGCUAGCUCCGUGUCCCCCUCCACGGCGGAGCAUGAACUCUCCGCUGGGUUCUGACUCGGGCCCCUGGAGGCCGGUCCGGGACCCAGCAAGGGCGACCUGCCCGGCACGCUGACCCAAGCCGAGGCACGUUGGGACACCUGGCGCAGCACGGAAUUGCAGACGCGUGGGGGUGAGGAAGUUUAAUGGCAGUCUAGACUAAAUCACUCCCGGGGCGACUGAGUCCUCUCCAAGAACUCCUCCGUGGUAGGAAGGAGGUGAAGGAGUGGAAUGGGACAUUCCAGAAGACCGGGAUGGAGGGUGCCAGGGAAGCGCUUGGGCCCAAAGGGGAGUUCAGACUUGUGAGCAUUACCAUUUGUAAAUAGAGCCACCGAGCAUGGGGGGGGGGGGGGGGGGGGGGGCGCCCCUGCCCCCACCGCCAGUGAACUUGGAAGUAUUGAUUUCCUGCUGACUCCACUCUGAGCGGGGAGCCAAUCAGGAGCCAGCAGCCUCCUCCCCAACCUCACCUCCCCCCCACUCCCCCACCCCCACCCCCACCCCCACCCCCACUGCAGGGUUUAGGCUCUUGGAAACCCUGAGGAACCAGGAACUCUCUGAUGGGACAACUCGAGCCCUAGUGGGAAAUAGGAUUGGGGAACUGCCCUCGGCAGUGGAACGGAGAAAGCCCUUGGGGAGAAUUUUUAUAUUUGCAAAAAUCAAAACAAUUCAGGUGGUGGGCUAGACACAGAUUGGGCGAAUAAUACGUUUGAUUUCUUGAAAUAGCCACAGAGGGGAGGGAGUCUUUAUUUCCAUUUACCAGUUUCUUCUUUCUGAGUAUUUUCCCAGAGUCUCCCUUCCUUGUAAGUUGGAUGAGGCGGGAGUACAUUCUGAUGGCUUUAUUGCAGAAAUUAAUAUCAGGCAAAAGGAGACAGGGUCCAUGUCCCUGUUCUGCUUCCCCACCGAAGCCUUCUGGUUUUAAGGAUCAGAGUUCUGGCUGUUAGGUUGGGCCCAUCCGCAGGAAAAAUGACCUGGUGUGCAAGCUGACAGUGUCUGAGGCUGAGAGGGAGGGGGGCUGAGGUGGGGACUCACCCACCUUAAUGUGGAAGGUUGAGAGGACCCUUAAUUAAAAGAAACAUAUUUCCCCUAAAUGUCCUUAACACUUGAUCUCUCACCAGGGACCUCCUGGUCAUCACAUCUUUCUUCCCUUUUCCCUAGGAUGUGUAUUUCUUUAAAAAUCAUUUUCCCAAUGACAAAAACACAGCUUAAAAACUCAAAGGGAAAAAGAGAACACCCAAAGCACCAAUUCUCACUACCCAAAGACAACGACUGUGCGCUCUUCUAUGUAUUCUCUUUUAGUUUGGUGUUUGUUUUCUCCUGUGUGUAUUUACAACGAUGACAAAUACGGACUUCGACUGUACUCUUGUUGUUUUUGUUUUUGAGUAGCAGUAUGUUGGGGUCUCUUUCCCAGGUGAAUAAAUCAUGUUAAAG